Molecule: messenger RNA, 3845 nt
Organism: Magallana angulata
Lineage: Eukaryota; Metazoa; Mollusca; Bivalvia; Ostreida; Ostreidae
Exons: 2
Coding region: 1812-3407 (531 amino acids)
Biological process (GO): proton transmembrane transport
Cellular component (GO): membrane
Molecular function (GO): proton channel activity
Source: RefSeq, a predicted model, not a curated record
GGCUUUUAUCCUCGUCCUAAGUUGAUAUCUAUCACAACUUAAUUUUAAAUAGUAAAGAUCACUUCGUUCAAAUAAGACCAACUGGCAGUGGAAAACAAAGACCAUCUUAAUCGAUGAUAAGGAAACAAUUGAAUAGAGAAAAGGUUUCUUGUCCAACCUUAAACUAGUUGCUACUAAUUUUACCUCUAUACAGUAAAACUAGUUAACAAGUAGAUAUCAUUACCAUAUUUGAUAUGGAGCCAUUUAGCAAUAAGUCUGAAAAUACAAAAGUUGAAAGUUCACUUUUAAAUUGUAACAUUGCUUCAUUUUAUUUCGUAUUUUUGGCAUUUCGACAAUUAAUAAAAUAAUGUUUCAACGGUUUCUCUCUCUCUCUCUCUCUCUCUCUCUCUCUCUCUCUCUCUCAUUGCUUUUAUUUUAUUUUACUGUUAUGAAAAAACCGGGUCUUCUAGAUAGAGUUUUAAAUUCCUGCUUCCUCAUGCAUAUUUCGUUACUUAGAAGACAGGAUCAUGUUGAGAUCGCGGAAAUUUAUACAUGUACUAACCAAGAUAUUGCAUGCGUGAAUUGAUUACAUUAACUACAUGUAUUGCACAGCAGUAAAGGUGUUUUUAAAUAAGGAAUAAGGAAUCAUUCUUUGAGUAUUAUGAGGUGAUAAUUUUGGUCGGGACGUGAUCAUGCCCCGACCGAAAUUAUCACCUCAUAUUAUUCAAAUAAUGAUUCCUUAUUACUUAUAUUUAUAUAAUUUUAAACCACCGUACGAUUAUAUAUUAAGUAUAAAUAAGCAAACCCCGCUGGCGCCUCAAUUUGCCUUUAUGAGUGAUAUAGUACAAAAUCGAUACGUAGUGUUAUCAAAGGCAAAGACACUAGAAAAUGUAAAUAUAUACUUUUACUAACUUAUAUUAAUGAGGUUACUUAAGUUACUAUAUUUACAGAUGUUUAAUCUUGAAGGUACGCAGGAUUUAUUUAUUGAAUUAUUUAUGUUAAGUUACAUGUAUUAACAUUUAUAUUAUAUACAAUUGCUAGAAAACAAAUAAAUUUGUGUUGAUUUUAAUAAUAUUUUUUUUUCUGACGGGGUUUAAGAAAACGCGUUUCCUGUCCUCUUUCGCAAAAGAAGGGGAUCAUUUAACGACCCCUUUUUAAAUGUUUAAAGGAAAACUAGAAGAAUUUUGGUUGAUUUUUUUUUUAUAAUAAUCAUUUUAAGGUGGAAUAACAUAUCAUCACAGCAUGGCUGACCUCUGAUCGAAACGGCAUUUCGUUUUAUUAAAAGGAUAUUAUAGACGGCAACAUAUUACUUACUCCAUUACCGAGUGGAUAAAGUCUCGGGCUUGUGGUCCGUAUAUAAUGAGUUCGAAUCCCGCAGGGACUUUUUUUGUUACUUACUGAAUUGAAUAUUUUAGAUAUUAUUUUAUUCCCAAACUGCAAAUAUUUCGCUUAUUUGAUAUACAAUGUAUGUAAAAUGUAUUUAUCAUUAUAUCUUUCAUAAUCAAAUAAUUUGCUGUUAAUUUGAGUAAUUUUUUCAGGUGUGUUAUUCCACCUUACAAAUUUGUAACUUUUGCUCCUGUUCUACUGGUAUCACAAACUAAUAAACUGAAGGCAAAUGGAUAUUGAGCAGGAAGUAAGAACUGUUGAAGUUUCAUUCAGGCCCAACUCUUAAAAAAAUUCUUCCUCAUUAAUUAACAUUGGUAAAACGGCUUUUCGCUUUAUAAAAUAGCUGAGACGUUACGCAACUUUUUGGAUAAACUGAGUUAGAAUAAACCUCGGAUAUCAAGGAAAUCAUUUUAGAUAUCGUAGAUAAGAUCAUUGACAGAAAAGACAUGAAGCAAUACCAGGAAGUACUGUAUGCUUUGUUUGCCGUGCCGUUUACGGCUGGGAAUGGAAUGCGGACCCCCGAGGGGUUACGUAUCCACGACGGCAGUAUCUCCACCGUCGCCAUUGCCGUGUUCCUCGUCGCCAUUGCCUGCGUCUCCAUCUUUGUUUCCUCUUCGCCCAUCCACACCGACCCGGACAACGCCAUUCGAUACGUUCUCAUGACAAUAGUCGCCGUCGGUAUAGCCGCUCUUUCACUACUUUGGCACAAGUUCCGAAGACAGAUACGCGAAAAUGAUAACACUGUGACCUAUGCGACCAAUGCAAAACCGACUGGUCUUAGACUGAAGUUUCUUUGGCUGUUUUGCAUGGGGUUGAUUGUUCGAACUGCGCUUAGUGUGGCUCGUAGGUUCCACAACAUCAGCGUAUCUCGUCAUCUGGCUAGGUCAUACGUCAGCAUCUUUUGGAACAUUUCACUUUUCGCAUUUGCUUGUCUGCAGACGGCAUUUAUUAGUUACUUUCGCAACACUGAAAUCGUAGGAUCGCUUCGUGUUCACUAUGGAAUGAUUUUCAUUAUAGUUGCAAACAUUUCCAUCUGGUUUGACUCCAUAUUGUUACAGGAAAAGCGUUUCGUACUUUUUCACAAUGAAACAACGCAAAACAACGGGGUGGAAUCCUUCAACUGCACCAAAGAACCUUCAGUCGUAUGUCUUGCCGAAAACGCUUUUCCAUUUGUAUUGCCUAUCGUGGCAGAGUUCUGCCUAGUGUCCAUCGGAUUUCUUUUCCGGAUUUGGUCGACCGCAAGAAAAACCAUGAUCAGAACUUUUCUUAUGAAUCUUACCGACCCACGGGAAGAACUAACGCCUCUUAUGAACCAAAGCGAAUACGUUGAAAUCGACCAGCAGACACAGUUUCCGUAUGGAUCUCGCCGUAAAUCGGCCCUGUUGUAUCUGAGCGCCGCUGUUGGAGCAGUGUUUGUGAUCGUUCUUGUCAUCAUCGUGUUGGCAAUUUUGACCGAAAAAGGCGAAUUGAAACAACUAGAUCUCUACAAGUCACUGAAAAUCUAUCGUCUGCUAUACACCAUUGUCAUGAUUGGUCUCGUGUUUUUGGGGUUCGGGCUUUUGUACGGCCAGUGUGUACCCAUUAAUAAUUCCCGCCCAAUUUCGGCUGGAGAAAACAUCCUGUUAUUCAGUUUGCUGGGAACUGUCAUGUAUCUACUGUUUAGAAUGGUUGCCAGCAUUCAUUUUGAGUCCAUUGGCUCUUUGAACAUCGCGGAUGACAUUCUAAGCCUAAUUCACAUCUAUUUCCAGACAGUGCUGAUGCUGCAGUCCUACCGGUACCGUCGCUACAGACGACUAGAAUUUCUGUCCAUCAAGAAUGUGUUCAUGCUGCUAUUUGUGAUGAACCUUGGUCUCUGGUUCAACGACAGUUUUCUUCAGAACAGAACGCCCUUCAUCAACACGGUCAACUACAAGAUGUACAGUCAACAGACCUGGGACUUUGUCAACGGCACGCUAUUUCCGGUUGUCGUUUUCUUCCAGUUCAAUUGCUCAAUGAUUUUGUAUGAGCUUCAUCAUAAUUUCCGUUCUUUUGAUGAAAGAUAACGUCCAUACGAAGACAAUUAAUAAAAUUUAUAUCUAGAUAUGCAUACUAUAUAAAUUAUUUGUUUGGACUUUAUAGAGAUAUCCGACUUUUCCGGUGGUGGGUAUUGAAAGUGGUAUUUUUAAUUUUAGAUGUUAUGGAUCAGAUUGUAUACAUAUAUGAUGACAAAAAAUUAUGUAUUUUCUAUAAACUGGCAUUUGCAGUGGAAUGGACUUGUAUGUUCGCUCAUAUAUGAUACAUACGUUCACUACAUAUGUUUCCGUAUAACGAAAGAAGUUGUUGGGUAUAUAUACCAUAGACAUUUAACGGUAUAUACAUACAUGUGAUUCGUGUCAAUUUUUAAAAAAGAAUUCAAGUUGAUCUUUUCAAUUUUAAAGUACUAUCAUGAGUACAUUUGUACGUGUUACAAAGAUUUUCUUCAAUAAAAUGAAAAAGAUAAA